AUGCGAGCUGAGGGAAGUUGGCUUCUGUUCCUUAUUUUGCUUCUGUCUUUACUGUUUCAUCCUCAUCCUGUACUGGCCUUUUCACUGAAAAACUGCACCAUUCUCUUUUCUGAAAAUGUAAAUAAUCAGUGGGUUACAUGCCAUGAGCAAAACCUCGCUACUAUUCCAGAUGACAUUCCCAGAAAUGCGGUAUCACUAGAUCUCAGCUCAAAUCACCUUUCACAGAUCACCAGAAAAGAGUUAGGAUGUUUUCCAAAGCUCCUCUCCUUAAAACUUCAUUACAAUUCGAUUUCACACAUUAAUGAUGGAGCUUUUGCCGACUUGGUAGAGUUAAGAACCCUUUUCAUGGAUUUUAAUCAACUCACAAACCUGACAGACAACAUGUUUCAAGGACUGUCCAAAUUAGAGACACUAGAUUUGUAUUGCAACCAUAUCUCAAGUAUCUCCCCCAAGGCCUUCCAGUCCUUGCACAGCAUACGAUCAGUUAAUCUGUCCGCUAACCAGUUACAUCAAAUUGCAGACAUUGUUCCGAUCUUAAAACUUCCGACUUUAAUUGAUUUGUCCCUUGUGUAUAACAACCUCACCUCCUUUCAGUCCGAUGACAUGCCUUUUAAUGUCUCAAACCUCAAAUCUCUGCAGCUUGAUAUGAACCCACUGAGUAGGUUCAGCAUUACGAAAGACGUCUUUCCUCAUCUGCAGGAUCUAUCCUUUGGCAAGUGUAGCUGUGACAUUGAGUUGGAUAUAGCAAAUAAGACCUUUCUGAGGAGCUUAACUAAUUUGUUCUUUGGUGGAACGUAUAUUAGCUUUGAGGCGUACAGAGCGGUGCUGGAGAGAGUUGACUCAUUACAAAAACUUGAGAUGGACACUAUGAAGGCGUGGAUAGAUGAAGGUCUCAUAGACAUCGCCUGCCGAAUCCCUUCUCUAAGAAGUCUUGAGGUAAUGUUUAGCAGUAUUGUCACCAUAGAUGAUAACCUACUACGUUCUUGUUCUCAGCUUACUGAGCUUGCUUUAUCUAAUAAUAAAUUGUCUGAGCUGUCUGAGCACUCACUCAGAUCAAUGACAAAGCUCAGGAGUCUGGAAUUGCAGAGUAACAAACUGUCUAAACUGCCACUUGCAGUCCGAGGACUCUCCACAUUGGAAAUCUUGGAUCUGAGCUUUAACUUCAUCAGUGAGGUUGACUGUUAUGACUUCUUGGAUUUGACAAGAUUAACAGGACUUAAUCUGGAAUAUAAUCACAUUUUAAAACUUAAAGAAUGUGCUUUUCAAAACCUGAAGAAUUUGAAAAUCCUUAAUCUAGCAGGAAACUCUAUUUUUACUUUGGACAACACCUUCAAGGUUAAUUUGGACAAACUAGAAUCUUUGAAUUUGCACAAUAAUGGUCGCUUAAUGUUCAUGCAAGGAGACUUUAUGAAUCUUUCUUCCCUCUGUGUUUUGGAUUUAGAAUCAGAUAAAUAUUACAACAUAUAUAGCGGGGCUUUAGAAGGACUCGAUAAUCUCCAAACUCUUGGUCUUUCGGCUUUUAAGAACAGAGAAGAUAUUUUCAGAGGACUACCAAAAUUAGCAAAUCUGACUCUACAUCUUAUGUUUAACUGGAACCAAAAGAGUUCUCAACAAAAUGAUGAACCACCUUUCUCAAAUUUACCUAACUUGAAGAAGCUUGUACUCAAAGUUUACGACAACUAUUAUACUGAUAUUUCACCAGAUCUGCUCAAGGGACUGAAAUCUUUAGAGUACUUAAUGACUGAGAAAUUCUUCACAGAGUCAUUGCACCCGGACACAUUUAAAUACACUCCUCAACUGAAGGUUCUUCAGAUAAUCCACAGUGAUCUGUCAGAUUUAAGCCCUGAACUGUUUUGGCCAAUCCCAAACCUGCGGGAACUCGAUCUUUCCAACAAUAAAUUCAGGUCUUUGGAUUUCCUGGCUGGCGCCAAUCUGCCGGGGCUCAGCUGGCUAAAACUCACCAAGAAUGCGUUGUCGGUCAUCAACGAGACAGUCUUCCAAUCCCUCCAUGCCUUGACAUAUCUGGACCUAAGUGGCAACCCUUUAACAUGCGAAUGCUCUAAUUCUGGCUUUAACCAAUGGGUGCAGAGCAACAACCAGACACAGGUUGUCAAUGGCCACCAGUAUACUUGCACCUUUCCUGUGAGCCUACAAGGAGACAACUUCCUGGACUUUGACAUCCACUCCUGCUGGAUAGACACUAGCUUCCUCUGCUUCAUUUCCAGCACUUGUCUGAUCUUGCUUACCCUGCUUGCAUCCUUCAUGUACCACUUCCUGAGGUGGCACCUAGUUUAUGCCUACUACCUCUUCUUGGCCUUCCUCUACGAUAAGAAGAGGAGAAGGAAGGGCACUCCUUCCCUCUACGAUGCUUUUGUCUCCUACAAUGUUAACGAUGAGGCCUGGGUCUACAGAGAGAUGCUUCCAGUGCUGGAGGGGGAGCAAGGCUGGAGACUCUGUCUGCACCACAGGAACUUUGAACCAGGUAAACCCAUCGUAAACAACAUUACAGACGCCAUCUACGGCAGCAGGAAGACCAUCUGCGUGAUCAGCCGGCACUACCUGCAGAGCGAGUGGUGCACCAGAGAGAUCCAGAUGGCCAGCUACCGUCUGUUCGACGAGCAGAAGGACGUGUUGAUCCUGCUGUUUCUGGAGGAGAUCCCGGCCCGGCAGCUGUCUCCGUACUACCACAUGAGGAGUCUGGUGAAGAGGCGCACCUACCUGAGCUGGCCACAAGCCGGUCAGCACACCGGAGUCUUCUGGCAGAACGUACAGCGGGCUCUGAACACCACUGAAAGUCCCACUGAGCGCACACACCUCCUGAGUGGAAGCCCAAGCUUAAUUUAGUAAAGGUUCAACUGUACAAGGAACUCAGUAACUGCAACAAGUUUG
This is a messenger RNA of Morone saxatilis (striped sea-bass), 2889 nucleotides long. RefSeq names its product toll-like receptor 13. The transcript is spliced from 3 exons. The coding region runs from base 1 to 2844 and encodes 947 amino acids. Gene Ontology annotation, molecular function: transmembrane signaling receptor activity; protein binding. Gene Ontology annotation, biological process: toll-like receptor signaling pathway; immune response. Gene Ontology annotation, cellular component: membrane. The record is from RefSeq and is a predicted model, not a curated record. NCBI's taxonomy places the organism in Eukaryota, Metazoa, Chordata, Actinopteri, Moronidae.